This is a messenger RNA of Oppiella nova, 1930 nucleotides long. NCBI's taxonomy places the organism in Eukaryota, Metazoa, Arthropoda, Arachnida, Sarcoptiformes, Oppiidae. The record is from the annotation of a GenBank genome assembly.
CAACGAGUGAAACAUUACGUAAUUAUUACUCAUAAUUGUCUGCAAAUUGCAAUCAUUUGAAUCACUAUUUGCUGGCAAUUGUCGUCUAAAUCAGUGAAUCCACUCUCAAUUCAUUCAUACAAUUGACUGGAUUUAUAAAAGCCAUUCAACAACUCGUUGAUCGUAUCGUGUUAUCCCAUAUACCGAAUUUGUCACAAAAACUGAAUGUAUGAAUGUUUGCAGUAUUAAAGCAAAUGAAAGCAAAUAUUUGGCAUAAAAAUAUUGAAUCACUACUGAAAUCGUUUCAAUCAUCACAAAUAGAGUCUGUAAUGGAUUUGUCGACGAAUGCCAAGCGAUUCUGUGCCGAAUCGGACGAAGUGGGGAACGGGAGGCCGCGAGUGGGCACUCACGACGGCAUGUUUCAUUGCGAUGAAAUACUGGCCUGUUUUCUGUUGAGACAACUGUCCCAAUACUCGAACGCGUCCAUCGUUAGGACUAGGGAUGAGUCUGUGCUCAAAGACAUGGAUGUGGUGGUGGACGUGGGAGGGGUGUACGACCCGCAGCGGCACCGCUACGAUCACCACCAAAGAGACUUCAAACACACUCUGAGCUCACUUUUGCCGGACAAAGCGUUUCACAUAAAACUCAGUUCCGCUGGUCUUGUGUUCACUCAUUUCGGUCAUCAAAUAAUCGCAAAGUUUCUCAAUUGGGAUAAAAGUGAUGACAAAACAGACCUCAUCUUCGAUAAAGUGUACGAAAACUUUGUGCAAGAGAUCGAUGCCAUCGAUAAUGGCGUCAGUGUAUGCGAAGGGGAGCCUAAGUAUAGAAUUUCAACGAACCUGAGCUCAAGAGUGGCUAAUCUGAUCCCUCAAUGGAAUGAAGUGUCUUCUGAUGAGAUCCUAUACAAGAAAUUCAUGGAAGGCAUCGAAUUAGUGGGACAGGAGUUCAGAGACAAAGUCCACUAUUACGGAGAGGUGUGGUGGCCGGCCAGACAACACGUCCAGUCAGCCAUUGAGGAGCGUCUUGAUGUCCACCAAAGCGGACACAUAAUUGAAUUAAAACAAGUGAUCCCAUGGAAGGAACACCUCUUUAUUCUGGAAAAGAGUGAUUCCAUUAAACCCGACNCACACCUUACAUACAAACGCACCAAAGCCUCAGCGCUUAUAUCCCGUACACACAGCGUAUACCAUGUUAACGAAUCUCCGUCUUCAGGAGUGACCGUAUCGUCCGACGCAAAGACGGUGUACGAGGAGGUGAAGAAAGACAAGAAACACCGGUAUAUCAUAUAUCACAUCAAAGACGAGAGGACGGUGUACGAGGAGGUGAAGAAAGACAAGAAACACCGGUAUAUCAUAUAUCACAUCAAAGACGAGAGGGUGAUCGACGUGGAGUCGACCGGAGCACGUGAUGCCACAUACUCCGAGUUCUUGGAGAAGCUGCAGAACUACAAGAACGAGUGCAGAUACUGUGUGUUUGACUUCCCGGCUAACAUUCCCGUCGACGCCGGACAGGAGAAGUCGUCGAUGAGUGUCGACCGACUGGUGCUGAUGACUUGGUGUCCCGAGAGCUCGAAGAUCAAGCAGAAGAUGCUGUACUCGUCAUCCUAUGACGCCCUGAAGAAGGCGUUGGUGGGCGUGUAUAAGUACGUGCAGGCCUGCGACUUCGAGGAGGCCUCCCAAGAGACCAUUGAGGAGGCCUUCCGAAAGGGCAAGAACUGAACACCCAUUUCUUAAUCUCAUCCCUGAGUUAUAACUAAAUUUAUAAUUAUUAUUAAUUGUAUUGAAAGUAAUAAGUGAUCCGAUGAAUGACAACAAACUUUAACCGAUAAAUAAAAUUCAACACAAAUUUCUGUCAAUAUUUUUAAUUUAUUAUAUAAAAUGCAAUGUCUUUUGAAAGGUUUUAAUUAAAAAACUGUUUUUGUCAUUAUUUUCAAUGACGCGAACAAAAUAUA